AGUACAUUUUAAAUGGAUAAUCAGAAUCAGAACUCUUCCUUCACUUUGAGCUAUGCCGAUUUCAAAGCAGGCUCAGACAGGAGGCGAGCUUUCUUCCAAGACGUUCCUGCGAUUUCAGUGAAUAGGAGUCAAACUACCGAAGUAGUUCCACAAGAGAGCCGGUUUGUUCGUCCUCGUACGGACUCUGAGUUCAUGGCUGCCUCGCCCACCAGGAUUCCUCGAGAUAUCUACGAGGAAAAAAACGUACAGCGUGCUGCAACGGAUGGGGCGUUGGCUAUGGAAGCCACUCGAUUGCAAGUAGAGUUGGCGUUGGAGUCACAUGAUCAUCUUUUCCGAGGACAUGAUGAGGUCUUAGCCAGUGUGGACAAUCCAAGAAAGUUUAUUAUGACAUGGAGGUAUUGGUACUUGUAUAUUCGACGUAUUGCAACAAUGUAUUUUAUACCAUUGCAGUUGGGUAUUCUCGCGGGUUUGUUAUGGGCUAAUAUUGAUGAGAGUAACUAUAAUUACCUCUGGGGCACGGACAGCGAGGGGACCAUGCAGUUAGGAUUCUCCAUUGGUGGCCAUCAUGUAACUUUACACUUCCUUAUUAAUGACGUGUUCAUGACUUUCUUCUUCGGCAUAGCUAUGGUGGAGAUAGUCGUCGCAGUAUUGCCUGGAGGCUCAUUGUCUCCAAUGAAGAAGGCUAUUGUGCCAUUGAUGAGUACUCUGGGUGGAAUACUCGGUCCCAUCGUGGUGUUCGUGUGCCUCAUAUUCGUCAUGGAAGCUCUGGGUGGAUUCGACAGCUAUGAAAACGACCUGUCAGAUAUUCUCCACGGUUGGGGUAUCGUUGUAGCAACUGAUAUCUCCAUCGCGUGGUUGGUAGCUUCAUUCGUUUUUGGCGGAGGGCAUUCUGCCAUUCGUUUCCUGUUACUUUUGGCCGUUGCAGAUGAUGUUGGAGGUGUCCUCAUCAUUGCCUUUUUCUAUCCAUCUCCCCAUAACGCUGAAUACGUCUACUUGUUAUUAUGUGUGGCAGGCUGCGUGCUGGCAUUCUUCCUCCGUGAAUUAAAGGUGAAGCAUUGGGCAUGGUACGUGUUCCUGUGUGGCCCUCUGGCAUGGUAUGGUUUACUGAAAGCCUCCGUUCAUGCUUCUUUGGCCCUCUGUCUUAUCGUCCCCUUCAUGCCCAAGGAGAUAGACACCAGUGAACCGAAUCGCUUCGUCAAAUUGUGGCGGAAGUGGCGGCCUAGACAGAAUAGUGAUGGUGAUAGGUCGAGGGCAGAAUCGAGCAGUUGUGGGUCUACACUGGCGCUUGAGAAAGGUAGGGUAGUGGCGGGUCCACUGGAAAAGUUUGACCACGAUUGUGCCUUUUUUGUUCAUUGCGGUCUUUUUUUCUUCGCCUUGGCAAACGCCGGUGUCAAAUUUGGUGGAGAUUCGAUCGGCCUAAUAACAUUGGCUAUCACGGUCUCCCUAAUUGUUGGUAAAACUGUAGGGAUAUUUACCUUCGGCUGGGUCGUCAGCACUGUGUUCAAAUUGGGUCUACCAGAUGGUAUGACUGUGAAACACCUCUUUGUUGUUGGUAUAAUAUCUGGCGUCGGCUUAACCGUUGCUCUCUUCGUGGCUCAAUCGGCCUAUACCCAGCCGGACCUGCUUGCCCAAGCAAAGUUGGGUGCUCUUUUGUCCGCUCUAUCUGCUCCAAUAGCGAUAGUGGCAGGCAAACUCUUCCGAAUAGUUAAGGUACCCGCUGGGGAAACAACCACCAGUGGAUAAACAUCUGUAUAGUUGGAAUCGUGAUUUUACGCCUUGAUACAAAUAAACUUGAUUUACUAGAAGCGUCAUUCCACUGGCUUUGUUCACAACUGGAUGUAUUAGUAGGCCUGUAGUUGUAAUUGUAGUUGACCAUUAGUGUGUUGUUGAUGAUGUUUACGUUGGUGGGAUGUGGAAGAUAGCUCGUCUACAUUCAUGUUCCCG
This is a messenger RNA of Perkinsus marinus ATCC 50983, 1944 nucleotides long. RefSeq lists its product as hypothetical. The record is from RefSeq and is a predicted model, not a curated record. Gene Ontology annotation, biological process: sodium ion transport; regulation of pH. Gene Ontology annotation, cellular component: membrane. NCBI's taxonomy places the organism in Eukaryota, Perkinsozoa, Perkinsida, Perkinsidae. Gene Ontology annotation, molecular function: sodium:proton antiporter activity. The coding region runs from base 13 to 1743 and encodes 576 amino acids. The transcript is spliced from 6 exons.